AUGCGUAGAGACAGAUUUGAAAUGAAACUGUGGCAUUAUGUGAGAUUCCUAGUCACUGAUCAAAACAAGAAUAAAAGGUCUGAUGGAAUUAGUCCUGAUGCACAAGAGAGUGGUGUGAUAGCACUUGCUGAAGAGGAAGGGGGACGAGGUGGUAUUGCCCGGAAAGACCGAAACAAGGGCAGGGCUAUGUUCCCCAGUCUUGCCCAACACUUGGUCCCUAGUUCUGGCGUCUCCAACCUCUUUGCUCGUGAUGAAACUGAUGAAAUUAACAGUGAUCUCAUAUCAGUCAUGAAGAAAGAGUGUCCCAGGCACCCUCCUACUAAUGAGAACCUGUAUGGCUUCUUCAUGAGCCGGGUCCGACAGAACCUUCACAUUGUCCUCUGCUUUUCGCCGGUGGGGGAGAAAUUUCGAAAUCGAGCCCUGAAGUUUCCUGCCCUUAUUUCAGGAUGCACUAUUGACUGGUUCAGCCGAUGGCCCAAGGAUGCCUUAGUUGCUGUGUCUGAACACUUCCUCUCUGCCUGUGACACUGACUGCAGUUUGGAAACCAAGAAGGCAGUCGUUGAGUGCAUGGGCUCCUUCCAGGACGGGGUGGCCGAGAAGUGUGUGGAUUAUUUCCAGAGACUCCGACGUCCUACCCACGUGACUCCCAAGUCGUACCUCUCCUUUAUUCAGGGCUAUAAGUCCAUAUAUGGAGAGAAGCGUGUGGAGGUGCAAACUCUGGCCACCAGAAUGAAUACUGGAUUGGAAAAGCUAAAAGAAGCUUCGGAGUCUGUUGCAGCUCUGAGCAAAGAACUAGAAGUGAAAGAAAAGGAGCUCCAAGUGGCCAAUGAUAAAGCUGACACGGUCUUAAAAGAAGUGACUAUGAAAGCACAGGCUGCUGAAAAGGUCAAAGCUGAGGUCCAGAAGGUGAAGGACAAAGCCCAGGCCAUUGUCGACAGCAUCUCGAAGGAUAAAGCCACUGCUGAGGAAAAACUGGAAGCAGCAAAGCCAGCAUUAGAAGAAGCAGAAGCAGCCUUGCAGACCAUCAAGCCUUCCGACAUCGCUACUGUCCGCACGCUAGGCCGACCCCCUCAUCUCAUCAUGAGGAUCAUGGAUUGUGUGCUGUUGCUGUUUCAGAGGAAGGUCAAUGCGGUGAAAAUUGACCUGGAAAAAAGCUGCACCAUUCCUUCCUGGCAGGAAUCUUUAAAACUGAUGACAGCAGGAAACUUUCUACAGAAUUUGCAGCAAUUCCCGAAAGACACAAUCAAUGAAGAAGUGAUAGAAUUUUUGAAUCCUUACUUCGAAAUGGCAGACUACAACAUCGAAACCGCUAAACGAGUGUGUGGGAAUGUAGCGGGUCUUUGUUCCUGGACCAAGGCCAUGGCUUCCUUCUUUUCUAUAAACAGAGAGGUGUUGCCUCUGAAGGCCAACCUGGUGGUGCAGGAGAACCGCUACGUGAUGGCCAUGCAGGAUCUGCAGAAGGCCCAGGCCGAGCUGGAUGACAAACAAGCCGAGCUGGAUGUGGUGCAGGCUGAGUACGAGCAGGCCAUGACCGAAAAGCAGACCUUGCUUGAAGAUGCAGAGAGGUGCAGACAUAAGAUGCAGGCUGCUUCUGCACUGAUCGGAGGCUUGGCAGGAGAAAAGGAAAGGUGGACAGAGCAAAGUAAAGAGUUUGCUGCACAAACUAAAAGACUUGUAGGGGAUGUGUUGUUGGCUACAGCUUUUCUAUCUUAUUCUGGUCCCUUUAAUCAAGAAUUUCGCAAUCUGCUGUUAAAUGACUGGCAGAAAGAAAUGAAAGCCCGGGAAAUUCCAUUUGGAGACAAUCUAAACCUCAAUGAGAUGUUGAUUGAUGCUCCUACCAUUAGUGAGUGGAACCUCCAAGGCCUGCCCAAUGAUGACCUGUCCAUUCAGAAUGGAAUUAUUGUCACAAAAGCAUCUCGCUAUCCUUUGCUAAUUGACCCACAGACUCAAGGCAAGAUCUGGAUUAAAAAUAAAGAAAACCAGAAUGAACUCCAGAUCACAUCUCUAAAUCACAAGUACUUCAGAAACCACCUGGAGGACAGUCUUUCUCUUGGAAGACCCUUGCUUAUCGAAGAUGUUGGGGAGGAACUAGAUCCAGCCCUGGAUAAUGUUUUGGAGAGAAACUUCAUUAAGACUGGGUCUACCUUUAAGGUGAAAGUCGGUGACAAAGAGAUAGAUGUGAUGGAUGGCUUCAGACUCUACAUCACCACCAAGCUGCCCAAUCCAGCCUACACCCCUGAAAUAAGUGCUCGGACCUCUAUCAUCGACUUCACAGUCACUAUGAAAGGUCUAGAAGACCAGUUACUGGGGAGAGUCAUUCUCACAGAGAAGCAGGAAUUGGAGAAAGAAAGAACUCAUCUCAUGGAAGAUGUAACUGCAAACAAAAGGAAGAUGAAAGAGCUGGAAGAUAAUUUGCUUUACCGUCUGACCAGCAUUCAGGGGUCCCUUGUGGAAGACGAGAGUCUCAUCCUGGUGUUGAGUAAGACAAAAAAGACAGCUGAGGAGGUGACACAGAAGCUGGAAAUUUCAGCCGAGACAGAAAUUCAAAUUAACUCAGCCCGGGAGGAAUAUAGACCUGUCGCCACCCGGGGUAGCAUCCUUUACUUUCUCAUCACGGAGAUGCGCUUGGUUAAUGAGAUGUAUCAGACUUCGCUCCGCCAGUUUCUUGGCUUGUUUGACCUUUCCUUGGCCAGGUCUGUCAAGAGCCCAAUUACAAGCAAGAGGAUCGCUAAUAUCAUUGAGCACAUGACCUACGAGGUUUUUAAGUACACAGCCCGGGGGUUGUAUGAGGAGCACAAAUUCCUGUUCACGCUGCUGCUUACCCUGAAGAUUGACAUCCAGAGGAACCGAGUCAAGCACGAAGAGUUUCUCACCCUUAUUAAAGGUGGUGCCUCCUUGGACUUGAAAGCCUGUCCUCCUAAACCGUCUAAAUGGAUCCUGGACAUGACCUGGCUAAAUUUGGUGGAACUCAGCAAACUUAGACAGUUUUCUGAUAUCCUUGAUCAGGCCCGUAAGUACAUCAUGGACUCCAUGGGAGAAAAGUAUGCAGAGGGAAUUAUCCUGGACUUGGAGAGGACGUGGGAGGAAUCUGAUCCUCGGACACCGCUCAUCUGUCUCCUGUCUAUGGGCUCAGACCCCACAGACUCCAUCAUCGCCUUGGGGAAGAGAUUAAAAAUAGAAACCCGCUACGUGUCCAUGGGACAGGGCCAGGAGAUCCAUGCUCGCAAGCUCCUGCAGCAGACCAUGGCGAACGGAGGAUGGGCUCUUCUGCAGAACUGCCAUCUGGGAUUGGAUUUCAUGGAUGAGCUAAUGGAUAUAAUUAUAGAAACUGAGUUUGUACAUGACUCUUUCCGCCUGUGGAUGACAACCGAGGUUCACAAGCAGUUUCCCAUCACCCUCCUUCAGAUGUCCAUCAAAUUUGCCAAUGAGCCCCCCCAGGGCCUCCGGGCAGGACUGAAAAGAACAUAUGGUGGGGUGAGCCAGGACCUGCUGGAUGUGAGUGCCGUGGCCCAGUGGAAGCCCAUGCUGUAUGCUGUGGCUUUCCUGCACUCCACGGUCCAGGAGAGGCGCAAGUUCGGGCCCCUGGGCUGGAACAUCCCCUAUGAAUUUAACCAAGCCGAUUUUAAUGCCACAGUGCAGUUCGUCCAGAACCACCUAGAUGACAUGGAUCUCAAAAAGGGUGUCUCUUGGACCACUGUCCGCUACAUGAUAGGAGAGAUUCAGUAUGGAGGCAGAGUCACUGAUGACUAUGACAAGAGACUGUUGAACACGCUUGCUAAGGUUUGGUUCAGUGAAAAUAUGUUUGGACCAGAUUUCAGCUUCUACCAAGGCUACAAUAUUCCAAAAUGCAACACAGUGGAUAACUAUCUUCAGUAUAUCCAGAGCUUGCCCACCUACGACAGUCCCGAGGUGUUCGGGCUGCACCCCAACGCCGACAUCACCUACCAGAGCAAGCUGGCCAAGGACGUGCUGGACACCAUCCUGGGCAUCCAGCCCAAGGACAGCUCUGGCGGAGGGGAUGAGACCCGGGAGGCUGUGGUGGCCCGGCUGGCUGAUGACAUGCUGGAGAAGCUGCCCCCGGACUAUGGUCCUUUUGAAGUGAAGGAGAGGCUGCAGAAGAUGGGGCCGUUCCAACCAAUGAACAUUUUCCUCAGACAGGAGAUAGACAGGAUGCAGAGGGUACUCACCCUGGUCCGAAGCACCCUGACCGAGCUGAAACUUGCCAUCGAUGGCACCAUCAUCAUGAGCGAAAAUCUACGAGAUGCUCUGAACUGCAUGUUUGAUGCCAGGAUUCCUGCUCGUUGGAAGAAAGCAUCUUGGGUUUCAAGUACCUUGGGUUUCUGGUUUACUGAACUUAUUGAAAGAAACUGCCAGUUUACCUCUUGGGUUUUCAAUGACCGACCCCACUGCUUCUGGAUGACGGGCUUUUUUAACCCUCAAGGAUUUUUAACUGCAAUGCGACAGGAAAUAACUCGAGCCAACAAAGGCUGGGCUCUGGACAAUAUGGUGCUUUGCAAUGAAGUCACCAAGUGGAUGAAGGAUGACAUUUCUGCCCCUCCCACAGAGGGUGUCUAUGUCUACGGCUUGUAUCUUGAAGGUGCUGGCUGGGACAGGAGGAACAUGAAACUUAUCGAGUCCAAGCCCAAAGUGCUCUUCGAGUUAAUGCCUGUCAUAAGGAUUUAUGCUGAAAAUAAUGCUGUGAGAGGUCCUCGGUUGUACUCUUGUCCCAUCUACAAGAAGCCGGUCCGAACAGACCUGAACUACAUCGCUGCUGUAGACCUCAGGACGGCCCAGGCCCCUGAACACUGGGUGCUGCGUGGAGUUGCCCUUCUCUGCGAUGUCAAGUGACGUGGGGCAUGUCCUUCAUCCAGUAAAUGCAGGAUCCAGACUAUCGCAAGCUCUGUUCUUCUGUAUGGACAUUGUGUAAAUCAGGUUGAUCUUACUGUGUGUGAAUUGCAUCACUGUUCCCGGCUCCUUCACUGGAUGCUUGAUUAUAUUUAGUAUGUUUCACCAUUAAUGACCAAUCACUGUGUUUUUUGAAAAGCUAUUUGGUGAUUUAGAAGUAAGAUUUAUAACUUUCUAAUCAAGAUCCUCAAAUCCUGAGUAAUACGUUUUCUUCUUUCAACGCCAGACUGACUAGGGUAAAUAGAUGGUAUUAGUAUUUCCCUGGAAGGGAUUAUUCUUCUGUUAAUGUGGUUCUGGUGACAGCCCAGUUCUCUAAGGUAACAUGACAAGUUUGUGCUAAUUCUGUUUCUAUUGUCUUUUGCAUUUAGGUCAGGUAAGAGAUUUGUUUUCAUGACUGAAGUUGCCAGUUAAAUAGAUCUGAAAAAAUGGAAGGAAAUAGAAUGGUGGGUUAAGAAUGUGCAUAGAAGAUGCCUGUAAUCCUAUAGAAUAAGCAUAUGGAAUAGUGUUCAACUCCAUUGAUAAUUACUAAAGAGCAACACUUAACUUACAUUUGUUACAAUUUAAAAAAUUAAAGCUAAAAGUGAAUUGUGGUGAGGUCUUUGUAAAAGUGAUACAUUCAGACUCCUUGAACAAUAGAAAUCAACCCAUCUUUUUUGUAAAAUGAUUAAAUAACUAAGCACAGAAGGAAUCAUAAAAACAUUCACAUGCUUUGACCCUUAUUUUCUCUCCUAGAAACCUACCAAAGAAACAAUUUGAAAGACUGAAGAAAUUAUUAUAAAAAUGUAUUUAAUAGCAUAAAAAUAAUAAAUGCCCCCAAAGGUAAAAAAUAAGUCUAUGCUUAAGGAAAUUAGAGGAUAUUAGACAGCCAUGAAAAACAAUAGUGAAGAUUUCAUAAUGUGGAAAUGGUGACCACAGGCUGUUAAGUGAAAGAUAGAGUUAGCAAAAUAUUGAGUAUUAUAACUAAAAUGUAUUUGGUGUGGACAAAAAUUAGAAGAUAAUGUGGAAAAAUAAAAACAGGUAUGAUCGAAUGGUAAAGGUUUCAGUUGACUUGAAAAAAUGUAAUGAUUGGAAGAAAAAAAAUAGGACAAGGAUAAAAGUCUUAGAUAGUGGGUGAAAAUGUCACAUGAUCAUUUAUUAAUUAGGAAAAAUACUAUCUAAGGGACUUUUCACAUAUUUUUACUUUAAAUCAUGACUAUAAAUUAUACACUGUUUCGUCUAUGACCUGUUUACUUGGGAACUUGGUCGGUACUAGGUAGGACUGCAGCUUAGAGUUGGUUAACUUCAGAUCUGCAUAACUUCAGGUUUCUGGUGAUAAAGGGUUUUAUAGGGAGGAAGGAUUACAAGGAGACCAGUGUGGCUCCCUUGCACUAGGACUCGCUCUGUGAUAAGUACCAUUUUUUUAAUUACGAUGAGAAUUAGACCUGAGUGGUUCAUGUGACAUCUACCCAUCUUGGACAAUACUAUUUUCAUUUGAGCAGCUUCUUUUGGUCUGAAUUAAUGUAUCAGUUGAUCUGUGUGAAUUGAGGUAAAACAAACAUUUUAUUUUGAAUAAUAAAUAAUGAAAAUGCAGAAAUAAUGCAGAUGAAUAAAAGUUGUUAAUGAA
Molecule: messenger RNA, 6508 nt
Organism: Odocoileus virginianus texanus
Lineage: Eukaryota; Metazoa; Chordata; Mammalia; Artiodactyla; Cervidae
Source: RefSeq, a predicted model, not a curated record